Molecule: messenger RNA, 4752 nt
Organism: Choloepus didactylus (southern two-toed sloth)
Lineage: Eukaryota; Metazoa; Chordata; Mammalia; Pilosa; Megalonychidae
Gene: KCTD20
Product: potassium channel tetramerization domain containing 20
Exons: 9
Coding region: 233-1492 (419 amino acids)
Biological process (GO): positive regulation of phosphorylation
Cellular component (GO): cytoplasm
Molecular function (GO): protein binding
Source: RefSeq, a predicted model, not a curated record
UGCGCGCGCCUCCCGGGUGGAUUGCGUCCCCAAGCGCCAGAGCCCGGCAGGAAGCGACAAAAAUGAGGAAGUUGAGAUACAGAGACUUCUGAACCUGCCCAAGACCACAGCUAUACUUAGGAAGAAAAGCAGCAAGAGAUUCAUGUCUCGCCAGUCUGCCAGAGUUGUUUGAGGAGGACAGCAAAUAGGAUUUCUCUCUGACCGAGCAGACAGUUGAGGACACAGUCUAAGAAUGAAUGUUCACUGUGGCAGUGAUGGGGACAGGUUAUUGAGGCAGGAGGCCAGCUGCCUAGUGGAUGAUACCUCAGCUGCAGCCCCAGAAAAAGAAGCAAACAGCCUGGCUUCAUCUGCUCUUCAAAACCUUAAUUAUCCUCUAGGUCCCAGGAAUGAUGAUAUUUCACUUGACUAUACCUCUCAGCCAGCAAAUCUUCAGUUCUCUCACGUAAUGCCACUUCCUGAAGACAUCACAGGCUCUUGCUUCCAAACUGGAAAUAAACGGAACCAUGAACCUUUUACUGCUCCAGAACGAUUUGGAAACAGCAGUUUGGGCUUUGGCAGUAACUCCCAUUCCCAAGCGCCAGAGAAAGUGACACUUCUUGUAGAUGGCACACGUUUUGUUGUGAAUCCACAAAUUUUUACUGCUCAUCCGGAUACCAUGUUGGGAAGGAUGUUUGGACCAGGAAGAGAGUACAACUUCACACGGCCCAAUGAGAAGGGAGAGUACGAGAUUGCUGAAGGAAUCAGUGCAACUGUAUUUCGCACAGUGCUGGAUUACUACAAAACUGGUAUCAUCAAUUGUCCUGAUGGCAUCUCUAUCCCAGACCUUAGAGAUACAUGCGAUUAUCUCUGCAUUAACUUUGACUUCAACACUAUCCGAUGUCAAGAUCUGAGUGCUUUACUGCAUGAGCUGUCCAAUGAUGGAGCUCACAAGCAGUUUGACCACUACCUCGAAGAGCUGAUCCUGCCCAUCAUGGUAGGCUGUGCCAAGAAGGGGGAGCGAGAGUGCCACAUCGUUGUACUGACAGAUGAGGAUUCUGUGGACUGGGAUGAAGAUCACCCCCCACCCAUGGGGGAGGAAUAUUCCCAAAUUCUUUAUAGCUCCAAACUCUACAGAUUCUUCAAAUACAUUGAGAAUCGGGAUGUCGCAAAAACAGUAUUAAAGGAACGGGGCCUGAAAAACAUUCGCAUUGGAAUUGAAGGUUAUCCUACGUGUAAAGAAAAGAUUAAGAGAAGACCUGGUGGCCGGUCUGAAGUAAUCUAUAAUUAUGUGCAGCGUCCUUUUAUCCAGAUGUCAUGGGAAAAGGAAGAAGGAAAGAGUCGCCACGUAGAUUUCCAGUGUGUUCGAAGCAAAUCCCUCACCAAUCUGGUAGCUGCUGGAGACGAUAUCUUGGAGGACCAGGAGAUAUUAAUGCAUCACCCACCUCAAGUGGAUGAACUUGACCGGCUAAAUGCCCCACUUUCACAGAUGGCUUCUAAUGGCUUUCAGGAUUAGGGCCAAAUGUGGGUUCAUCCCUUCUGGGAGCUUCUUUCUCUCUGGGAUGUCCAAAACCAAUCCUCACCAUUCUCCCCAUGGUUUGUCUCACCCUGAGUAAGGAACGUGCUUUUUCCCUUUUUCCCACAGUUAACAUGGGUCCUUUUUAGUAAGUUCCUGCCUCCAACAAGAGAUGAAGUAGCACUGGUAUUUAAGCUACCAGCUUUACAGCAGCCCUGGAAACUUGAAAUUUUGAGGUCUGGUGCUGUUCACUGAGUCUUUGUGUAAUUGCAAAAGCAAGAAAGGAAGUCAAGAUUCCUGUUGCCUCAUAUUCAGCAAAGCAGUCCUCAUCCUUUACACUCAGUUAUUGGUUUUUGUUUGUUUUGUUUUUUUUAUACUGGGCAAAUCGCUUAGUAGCAAAGGGACCAAACUUAAAAGGAGACAAUCUCUUAGCUCCUAAAAGCAGGUACUGAUGGGAUGCUCAUUGGAGGUUGAGAAUGCCAUUCCUGCUUCAGGAUGUCCAAAAGGAAAUUCUUCUUAACGAACUUAAAUUCAGUUUUGUUUUUCAUUAGUGUAGUGAACAAUCCCAAAUCUCACAGAGAUUCUUUGGCAGAAAGGGUAAUGGCAUAACAAUGUCUAUAAAACCUUUUUAGUUUCAGGGUUUUUGAGCCGAAGCAAGUUGAUUAUUCAUUUGUACUGAAGCUCAUAACUCAAAUGGAAGAAACGCUCCGUAUCAAUCCACUUUGAUUAUCCUGGCUUGGACUCUGGUUUGAAGCCAUAGUUCUUGAUACCCUGGGUCAGCACAGUGCUAUGUGAGUAGAUGGGAGACCCCAGGUGUGGUUUCAAGGCUUCCAGGAUGGCUGGGGGGUGGGGUUGGGGUGGAGUAGUGGUUCUCAAAACUGCUUAGUUUUUCAAUCGAAAGGCCCAGGGAAGGGAAAUUUGAGGUGAAACUGAGUGGGAAAAUGUCACCACCUCACAAGCUGUCCCUAUGCAGUAUUUUUCUUUAUAAUCUUUUCAUACCUUGGGAUGUUUCUGAAUAUGAAUACAUUCCCAUUUUUUAAAUAGCCUAUCAGCCGCUCACAAACUGGGUAAGGAAACAGUAUCAGUGUUGUCCCCAAAGGAAGGGAAAUGAGGGCUAGUAAUUUUGUUUGAUCUGUCAGCUCCAUAUUAACGAUGCAUGGUAUAUAACAACCAGAUCACUUUCCCCAGCCUCAACAGCACUGAAUCAUUUUCAUCUGAUCUCUCCAUGGCUGUAAACAGCAGACCCUUGUGUCAUGACUGGUCAUCUAGGAACCAAGUUAGAGUCCAGAAACAGAUGUGUUUGGGAAUUAUCUCCCCUUUGGUUAGAAUUUGGCCUCCCAAUCACCAAUCCAAGACAUUUACUAAUCCACAAAUUUUGAAGAUAUUCCAAGGCAAGCAGCUUGAUUCCAUUUUAUUUGACUGCCCCAGUCCACAAGUAAAGUUAGAUGGGUAUUGAAAGAUACUCUUCCUAGGCUUGAAGAACAAGUUUUCGUAAGUGUGUUACUGUGGAUGUCAGUGCUCAGUUCCUUACUCAGAAAAGGAUGGAGUUGUAAGGGGUUAAACUGAACCAUCCUACACCAGUUCUGAUAACUUUUGGUAUCCAUUUGCAAGGCCAAUGGCCAGGGCUAAAGAUGUAAUUUAGACCGGGUAGUUUUUCUUUAAAUGAAACUAAUUGGCUCUUACUUGAGGUCAGCUUUAGCCUUGACCUUACCAGCACCACAUUCAUACCCACUAGCAGUUGACUGGCCUAAAUAGUUUUUUAAAUGGUGCUUCCCUUAUGCUUCUCAGUGGACGUCCGUGCCAUUGCAAAGGAAAUUAUCUAAUGUUCAUGUGUUUUAUGACUUUCAUGAGUUUUCUGAGUAAAUGUAACUUCCCCUCAACAUAGAGUUUAUGUAUUGUUAAGAGUUAAGUGUAAACACUCCAAGCUAACACUCUAAAACUAAUUAGCCCUUGCUUUGAUAAAAAGCAUGUACUUGGCAUUGUUCUAUCUAAAUGAUUAAUUUUCUCAGGCUUUUGAAGAGUUAGGUCUUUCUUGUUUUUCCUCAUUUUGGGUUUACAUGCUCUUGGCCCCAAUCCCCUGGGGUUUGAGUGAACUGGAAGUCUGUGGUGGUAAAUCUCUCUUCGGGUCACCUGGGUGAAAGUGACUGAUGGAAAAAAAAUGGGGCCAUAGGUUCUUUCUGGUGGAGGAGGUUCCUUCUGCACCCUCCCAUCUGACCUGGAGCAUGCGCCACUCAACCAUGACUGCCGUAUUCCUGGGCCAGGACAUGCAGCAGUAGCAGGACCUUUCAGUCCUCACAUGGACAAGAGAUAGGCCACCACCAUCCCCUUCAGAGUCAGUUACUGGCCAGCCAAACAAAAGGUGUUUUCUCUAGUUUAAAAGGUGGAAAUCAGGUUUGGUAUUAGAAUUUUCUAAGUGCCUAAAAUAGUAAGCCAGGCUGUUUAUACAGAAACAUUUUUAUAAGACAGUAUACUCAGAGGCAUCUCAGGAAGCCAAGAGGAACCCGAUUUCAGAUUCAGGAUCUUGAGUUUUUGUCUGCAUCACAUCGCAUAGUUGACUUGAAGUAUUUCCCUUUGAAAAGUUAGGGAGAGGACAAAGGGAUAGUGUUCAGAGCUAUCAGAUUAGGUUGUUAUGUUAUGGUUUCUCCAAGGCAGAGGCGAGGUAUUGAAUGAAUGGCAGCAAAAAGGGUAAGGAAGACAGAAAGUAACUGGACUUACUGCACAAUAUGUAAAAGUCACUUAUUUUAAACUAAAUUCCAAGAGAAGAGCAGGAUAUCUAAUGUACACAGGUCUAUGAAUAUCCUGUGGAAUAAGCCCAGGAAGGAUGGAUGAAUUUGCCAAUAGUGUUGCAAAGGGUCCUUCUUUAAGUAAAAACAAAUAUUCAAAGCACAGGCUUUAACUUAAACUCUGUAAUAAAGUAUGACAAGGAAUCUUUUUUAUCAAGUGUCAAUAGAAAGUUAAGAAUCAAGGGAUUCAAGUAAUUUAUUCAUUGCCACUGCUUGCCAUCAUUUUGAAAAUUAAGAUGGGGAUAGUGGGGCCUGCAUCAGAAAGCAAAUCCGAUGGCUUCAGCCACAUCCAUGCCCUGGGUGCAGUCGCCCUGCAGAAGAACAUUACAUUUUUUUCAAGGGAAAAUGCUUGUUGGUUUUUCCUCUUUUACUUUGUAUUUACUUUUAAAGUUGUACUUGUUCUCACCUACCAGUGUUUACAAAAUCCUAUAUUUGGGAUGCUUUUUCUAAAAUAAUAAAAUAUUAUCUUUUGUGUGU